AUGGAGAAAUCAGAACACAAAGGCGAGAACAAUGCCGACCAGGCUCUCGCCCAAUUGGGCUAUACCAGCGAGCUCCCUCGCAACCUCAGCAUGCUGAGCGUUCUCGGAAUGUCUUUCGCCAUCAUGUCAGUGCCACUGGGUAUAUCCACGACUCUGUAUAUAUCCCUAACGGAUGGCCAGAGCGUGACUGCCGUCUACGGCUGGAUACUGGUAUCACUGGUGUCCUUAUGCACCGCAGCGUCCAUGGCAGAGAUUUGUGCAGUCUACCCUACCGCCGGCGGUGUGUACUACUGGUCGGCCAUAUUGAGCACCCCCAAGUGGGCGCCGCUUGUUAGUUGGAUUGACGGAUGGCUUAUACUUGUUGGUAACUGGACUGCGGCCCUAAGCAUCAACUUCUCCGGUGCCCAGGUUAUCCUGAGCGCUAUUAGCUUGUGGGACGAAGAGUACGUGCCGAAUCGCUGGCAGACUGUCCUGGCGUUCUGGGCUGUGACGCUUCUAUGCUCCCUGAUGAAUUUGUUCGGUACCCGCGUGCUUGAUGCGUUGAAUCAGGUGUGCAUCUACUGGACUGUUGCUUCCGUCAUUAUCAUUCUCGUAACGCUGCUGACGAUGUCUGAUCAUCGACGGAGCGCCGAGUUUGUCUUUACCCACUUUGAUGCGUCUGCCGCCGGGUGGCCAUCUGGCUGGGCCUUUUUCGUCGGCUUGUUACAAGGUGCAUACACCAUGAUUGGCUACGGAAUGGUGGCCUCAAUGUGCGAAGAGGUCCCCAACCCCGAGAGAGAGGUCCCCAAGGCGCUCGUUCUAUCCGUUCUUGCGGCUGGAAUUACUGGAUUGGUCUACUUGAUUCCCAUCCUGUUCGUCCUGCCAGAUGUCUCGCUGCUGCUUUCCGUCGCCAACGGGCAGCCAAUUGGUCUCAUUUUCAAAACCGUAACUGGUUCCGCCGGCGGUGGCUUUGGCCUCUUGUUCCUACUUCUGGGCAUCCUAUUCUUCGCAGGUGUUGGUGCAAUUACCGCCGCGUCUCGGUGCACGUAUGCCUUUGCUCGGGACCGCGCCAUCCCAGGCCAUCGCAUUUGGAGCCAGGUGAACAAGAAGCUGGACGUGCCCCUCUGGGCGAUUCUCCUCACUGCCGUAGUAAAUGCCCUCUUGUCUUGCAUCUACUUUGGUUCGUCGGCCGCGUUUAACUCCUUCACGGGCGUAUGCACGGUUUGCCUGUCGGCCUCGUACGGCCUCCCGGUGUUGGUGAGCGUGAUCCGUGGUCGGCAGGCCGUGGCCAAUUCUCCGUUCAGCUUGGGCAAGUUUGGCAUUGUCAUCAACUGGAUCACGGUCGGUUGGAUUGGCUUCUCUACCCUGAUUUUCUGCAUGCCAGUGGCACUCCCGGUGAAUGCAUCAACCAUGAACUAUGCGAGCGUGGUGUUUGCGGGCUUUGCUGGCGUCAGUCUGUUUUGGUACGCCAUCUACGGCAGGAAGCACUUUCAUGGUCCGCCCCUUCUGGAGGCCGAGCUUCAAAGUCUGGGGGUCCAAACAUAG
Pochonia chlamydosporia 170 is the source of this 1524-nucleotide messenger RNA. Its product is annotated as GABA permease. The record is from RefSeq and is a predicted model, not a curated record. Gene Ontology annotation, biological process: transmembrane transport. The transcript has 2 exons. Lineage: Eukaryota; Fungi; Ascomycota; Sordariomycetes; Hypocreales; Clavicipitaceae. Gene Ontology annotation, cellular component: membrane. The coding region runs from base 1 to 1524 and encodes 507 amino acids. Gene Ontology annotation, molecular function: transmembrane transporter activity.